GGUGCAUUUUGACCUGGUGUGAGAAGACGGCUGAUCAUGAAGCAUCUCUUUGUGUUUUUUUGUGCGUGUUCUGUUCUGGUUCUGAGCUGUGCAGCACCAGCCCUUCAUGAUGCCAUAGCUCAUCCUGAAGAAAAGCCACAUGCUGAUGAAGAUUCCCCUCACAAUGCUAAGUACGACCGCUGUGAGGGCAUCGAGUUUGACGCCAUCGCCCCUGACGAGAAAGGGACCACGCUGUUUUUUAAAGGAGACCAUUUAUGGAAGGGGUUUUCAGGCCCUGCUGAGCUUGCGAAUGGUACAUUUCAGGCAUUAGAUGAAAAUCAUCACCUGGGUCACGUGGAAGCAGCUUUCCGCAUGCACAAUAAAGACGAGGAAGACAGCAAACACCAUGACCAUGUCUUCUUCUUUCUGGAUGACAAAGUCUUUAGUUACUACAACCACACUUUGGAGAAAGGCUUCCCUCAGGAGAUCCAGCAGGUGUUUCCAGAUGUUCCCAGCCACCUUGAUGCUGCGGUGGAGUGUCCAAAGGGAGAGUGCACCACUGACUCAGUCCUGUUCUUCAAGGGACAUGAAGUGUCCAUCUUUGAUAUCAAGACCAAGACAGUGAAGAAGAAGGUGUGGGAUCACUUGCCAGUCUGCACAUCUGCAUUCCGCUGGCUCGAGCACUACUACUGUUUCCAUGGUCACAACUUUACCAGAUUUCACCCGGUGACUGGGAACGUGGAAGGAAAUUAUCCGAAGGAGACUAGAAGAUACUUCAUGAAAUGCCCAAAUAUUGGUCACGGGGAUGGCCACAAAAGGCCCCUUCCUAAACUCGACGCCAUCACCACAGACAGCACUGGCAAAUCAUAUGCGUUCAUGGGAACAAUGUACAUUAGACUGGACACACACCGUGAUGGUAUUCAUCCCUUCCCCAUUGUAAGAUCAUGGAAGGAAGUCUCAGGACAUGUAGAUGCAGUCUUCUCUUAUGAUGACAAGAUUUAUAUCAUCCAGGGUGAUCAAAUAUAUAUCUACAAAUCAGCAGCACAUUACACACUCAUUGAAGGAUAUCCCAAACCACUAGAGGAGGAGUUGGGCAUCAAGGGACCUGUGGAUGCUGCAUUUGUAUGUAACGAACAUGUUGUCCAUGUUAUACAAGGUCAGAAAAUGCUCGAUAUUGAUCUGGCAGCGACUCCAAGAGCUGUGAAGGUGGAGGCUCCACUUCCUUUCCCUAAAAUUGAUGCUGCGACGUGUAACGUUGAGGGAGUGAAAGUGUUUGUUGGUGAGGUAUAUUACCAGUACCAAAGCCCUAAAGAGCUGGCUACAAGCAAAAUUAACCCACUACCCCAUAAGCUCUCAUCUGAAAUAUUUGGUUGAAGAGAACAGAAGCAAACAGAAACAAACUUCACAUGAAAUGCAUUAAAUGCCUUUUUAUUAAAUUUCCUGUACAUCAUACAUUUAAAUAAAUAUUUCAUUUAA
Messenger RNA from Clarias gariepinus (North African catfish), 1455 nucleotides. RefSeq names its product hemopexin b (gene hpxb). The transcript has 10 exons. Bases 37 to 1353 code for a protein of 438 amino acids. The record is from RefSeq and is a predicted model, not a curated record. Lineage: Eukaryota; Metazoa; Chordata; Actinopteri; Siluriformes; Clariidae.